UCCAGAUACACCUAAUGUAUUUGAAUAUGUAUUAAGAAAUUCAGUUUCUCAGCGAGAUCCAGAUGAGGAUUUUCCUAAUAGGGUGUAUAGUAACAUCAGCAAGUAAAUGUUUAAUUUAUGACUGAUGUUGUUACAAAUUUAUUGCAGUUUUGUAAAGCAUUUAAAGUUUUUUGGUUAAUGAAAAUGUAACUCCUUUUUCAAGCAAGUAUUGUAAGUAAAAUUUUCACUUUUAUCAACUCCAGUUCUCAUUUAUCUUAUUGUGUGUUAUCAUGGAAAGUGGUGAAGGAUCACUUGAAGUGCUUGUUGUUAGUGCUAAAGGCAUUAGACAUGCCAAUCACGUUGGUUCUUUCCUAUUCCCUCUCGUGAAAUCCCAAAUCAAUUUAUUUAAAAACACUUUUUUUUCUAUCAAGUCGGGAUGUAGAUCUGAAAAGAUUCAGAAAUUUAUUGACAAUUUUCUUACCCAAAUCCAAAAGGUCUAAAAAUGAAUGUGUGUUUGUGGUUUUACAGGACAUUCAGCUUACCAUAUCAUCCUUGAAUGUGGAAAUCAAAUGCAUAUGAGCAAGACUUCAAAAAGCUAUCAUGGGGAGAUACACUGGAACGAGAAACAUGUUAUCAAAUUCCCGACAUCAAAGUGGGAAAGCUUGUCUUACCUUAAACUGAAAAUCUCGCAUGAAAAACAUUUUACUGAUGGCGACAUUGUGGGUGAAACCAUGAUUAAUCUGAAAGGGAUUAUUGUGGAAGGAAUUGAGAAAGGAGUUAUAGAAGUUUCACCUACUCUGUUCAAUGUUGUUCUUGAUGAUGAUUCUUAUAAAGGGGAAAUCAAGAUAGGACUUAAAUUCUUACUUAAUAAACAAGUCGAUAUAGCAAAUGUAUCGUCUGAUGACGAUGAACAUGUUGAAGCGCGUCCUUCCAUUCACAAGAAUUUAAGGCAGUUCUGGAGAAUGUUAUGCUGGAGGUUCUUGUUUAUGCAGAAGCAUUCUGAAUCUGAUGUCUAGAAUGAUGAGGAACCGCGUUUUUAGAUGAAGAAACUACCUUAUUUUUCGCAAUAUCUCUUAUGUUAUUUUAUUAGAAGAUGUUUUUUGUUUUUAAAA
Messenger RNA from Impatiens glandulifera, 1091 nucleotides. Its product is annotated as elicitor-responsive protein 3. NCBI's taxonomy places the organism in Eukaryota, Viridiplantae, Streptophyta, Magnoliopsida, Ericales, Balsaminaceae. Bases 486 to 995 code for a protein of 169 amino acids. The transcript has 4 exons. The record is from RefSeq and is a predicted model, not a curated record.